GGGCUACACCGGCAGUGGCUGCUGCCUCCCAACCGGGGGAAGGGGAGGGUUGGGCGGCCUCUGCGAACCCAGCGAGCUGGGUUCGGGUGAGCCGGGCCCACGCUUGGCCCAGCCGCGGCGACACAGCCACGCGUUGCCCUGCCUAAGCAUGGCCGCCGCGCGUUGCCCUGAAGGAAGAUGGCCGCCGCGCGGCUCGUGUGAGCUGUGCGCAGGCGGGAACGGCAUUGCGUCAUCACUGUGCGCCGGCCGCGGCGGCAGCGGCGGAGCGGGCGGCGCGGAGCAGAGGGAGCCCCGGCGCGCCGGCUGCCCCGUUCCCCCCGGCGCCCCCGCCGUGCGCUAUGAGCAGAGGCGCCGGGCGCGGCAGAGGCUCGUGGCUCACCCGCCCGCGACGGACCCGGCCCGGCGCCAACCGAGGCUUUUCGAACCGCUCCCCGACCCCGCGAGCCGCUCACCGCGAAACGUGUUUACACCAGCAGCUCCUUGCCGAGCGCGACGCCGCGCUCUGGCCGCAGGAGGAGCCGCGCGGCACGCAAGCUCCGGCGCAGCGAUGGCAACCUGGCCGCGGCGCGGCGGGGUGGAAUAAGUUCUCCGGCGAGCACCCGUGGGUGGGAACUUUGCCGCGUUUUUGCCAUCAGGACUCGGAGAGAGACUCCGACAGCGUCAGGCUGAACUUCCAGAGGUUGUCUCUCGCUGGGCAGAACCGCGAAGAAGAAAUUCUGUCCGUUUUCAGGCAGCUCAGGGAGGGGGAGACGCGGACGGUUCAUGAUCUUGCGCGUCGGCUCAGAACUCAAAAGAAAGAGGUCAACCGCGCUCUGUAUAAACUCCUGCGGGAAGGCAAGUUGCGGAGAUCCGAGGAGACGCCGCCGCUGUGGAGCAUCGCGGCGAGGGAACGCAGCCCCGCUGACCGCAGAGAGGAGAGAGCAGCGAGGGGCGACGCCAGCCCCGCCAUGGCCGAGACGAAGGACAAGAUCUGCAGCUACUUGUUCAGCGUGGAAGAGACGACGGCGCUCAACCUCGCCAAAAACAUCGGCUUUUCCAGGGCUAAGGAUGUCAACGCUUUCCUCAGCGCCCUGGAGAAGCUGGGGGACGUCCACAAGCAGAACACGAACCCCCCGCGCUGGGCCCUGACGGACAGAAAACGCGAGCGGAUGCAGAUGAAGGUGAAGGCCAGCGCGGUAACGCAGACGCCGAAUCCGCCUGAAUCGGUUCCUCCGUGUCCCCAGGUGGCCGUAGCGUCGCCGGCCGCGACCACGUCGCACGAUGGAAGCCUAGAGAACGGACAACGGGUUUCGGGGCAAACGGACCAGAGCGACGGCAGCGACGUGGAAGCGGCUCUGCCCGAGGACGUUAAACCCCAGUUCUCCACUUUGAGUCACUACCAUAACGCCGAAAACGGCCAGUGGGCCACGGAUGAUAUCCCGGAUAACCUCAACGCCAUCAACAAGCAGCCCGACGGGGUGGAAUUCAUUGGGAAUUCCCAGUCUUCCCCCAGUUACGCCACCCAGUUUGAAACCGGCUUCCCGUCUAUGCCCGUGGAAAAACUGCUGGCGUGUCAGGAGAAGAACCCGGUGAGCGGCCUCACCGAAUAUUCCCAGUACACGUCCCAGCAUUGCGAGUUCACCAUGCUGGAGCAGAGCGGGCCCUCUCACGAGCCGCGAUUUAAGUUCCAGGCGGUGAUCGGCGGGCGCCGCUUCCCUCCCGCUGAAGCCGGGAGCAAGAAACUGGCCAAACAGGAGGCAGCGGCCAACGCCAUGAAGGUUCUGAUGAGCGAGGCGGAGAACGGGAGACAUGGCGGCAUUAAGUGCGAAGAGCCCUUUCCCUCCGACAGCUCCACAGCGGAACUGGCGGAACCGGAGGCGCCGUCCGCACCGGCUCAUCUCAACCUGCCCCCCGGCAAACACCCCAUCAGCGUCUUAAUGGAGUACGGCCAAAAAUCGGGGAGCACCGUUGAAUUCGAGCUGCUCUCUCAGGAGGGGCCCCCUCACGAUCCCAGGUUCAGCUACUGUGUGAAAAUGGGUGACCAAAUUUUCCCUGCUGUGGUAGGAAACAGCAAGAAAGGAGCAAAGCAAAUGGCAGCAGAAGUUGCCUUGAAGAUUCUUUCCGGAGAAUCUGCACCCCGUGUCUUGCCCGAGCAGCCCGUCGCGAAGCCCCACGGCGACCAGCCCGCGUGUGGCUCCGGACCGUGGAGCGUCCCUCCCGACGAACCCAAGGCGGCGAAAGCCAGGGGCGUCAGGGAGCUCAUCAAAUACCUGAACGUCAACCCCAUCAGCGGGCUGCUGGAGUACGCCCGCUCCAACGGCUUCGCCGCCGAGUUCAAACUCAUCGACCAGUCGGGACCCCCCCAUGACCCCAAGUUUGUCUACCAGGCGAAGGUCGGAGGCCGUUGGUUCCCGGCCGUAACCGCGCACAACAAGAAACAGGCCAAGCAGGAGGCGGCCGACGCGGCGCUCCGAGUCCUGAUCGGGGAGACGGAGAAGAUGGAGCGCAUGGAAGGGACGAACGUCACCGAGCUCCCGGUGAGCGGCAGCACCCUGCACGACCAGCUGGCCAUGCUGAGCCACCAGCGCUUCAACGCCCUCACCGCUCGCAUCCAGCACAGCCUGCUCGGGAGGAAGAUCCUGGCCGCCAUCAUCAUGCGCAGGGGCGACAAGGGCCUGGGAGUGGUGGUCAGCAUCGGCACGGGUAACCGCUGCGUGAAAGGCGAAGAGCUGAGCUUGAAGGGGGAGACGGUGAACGACUGUCACGCCGAGAUCAUUUCUCGACGGGGUUUUAUGAGGUUUCUCUACAGCGAGCUGCUCAAGUACAACCCGGCCGACCCCUCCUCGACCCAACAGAGCGUUUUCGAGCCGGCCGAAGGCAACAGGCUCAGGAUCAAGAGCGGCGUCACCUUCCACCUCUACAUCAGCACGGCGCCGUGCGGGGACGGGGCGUUGUUCGAUAAGUCCUGCAGCGACCAGGCCGGCGCGGCCGGGCAGACCCAGCACCAGCCGCUCUUCGAGAACGCCAAGCAGGGCAAACUGCGCACCAAGGUGGAGAACGGGGAAGGCACCAUCCCCGUGGAGUCGAGCGACAUCGUGCCCACGUGGGACGGGAUCCAGCGCGGCGAGCGGCUCCGCACCAUGUCCUGCAGCGACAAGAUCUUGCGCUGGAACGUGCUGGGCUUGCAGGGAGCGCUGCUCUCGCACUUCGUCGAGCCGGUUUACCUCAGCUCCGUCACGCUCGGUUACCUGUACAGCCAGGGCCAUUUGACCCGCGCCAUCUGCUGCCGCGUGGCGAGAGACGGCGCCGCGCUGCAGGGAAACCUCCGCGCUCCGUAUCGCGUCAACCACCCCGAGGUGGGACGGGUGAGCGUGUACGACUCGGCGCGGCAGACGGGCAAGACCAAGGAGUCAUCGGUGAAUUGGUGCCUCGCCGACGGCGGCGACGUCGAGGUCCUGGACGGCACGAAAGGGAAAAUCGAGGGGCCGAAACUGGAGGUUUCUCGCGUCUCCAAGAGGGAAAUGUUCGCCCUGUUCCGCCAGUUAUGCGCCAAAACCGAGCGGCGCGACCUGCAGCAGCUCUCGGUGUACUCGGAGGCCAAGGAAGCGGCGGCGCCGUACCGGGAAGCCAAGCGGCGCUUCUUCGGCGCGCUGGAGACCAUGGGCUACGGCAGCUGGAUCCGCAAACCCCGCGAGGAGGAGAACUUCUCGUUCCUCGACGCGUGACGAGCCGCCCGCGCCUUUGGGAGCCGCUUCCCCUCCUCGCACUGAUCUCCCGCCCUUGCUCUUUUUAAAACAUGCAUGGAAAUCCUUCUCUUCUUUAUUUGAAGCCGGGCAGGCUCGCUCCCCGUUUACCGGGACGAAUCCGGCGCAACAUUCCACGUUUGAUCAAAAAUAGACAGAUUUCUGGUUUAUGA
Messenger RNA from Columba livia (rock pigeon), 3895 nucleotides. It is a transcript of the gene ADAR, whose product is annotated as adenosine deaminase RNA specific. NCBI's taxonomy places the organism in Eukaryota, Metazoa, Chordata, Aves, Columbiformes, Columbidae. Gene Ontology annotation, biological process: adenosine to inosine editing; RNA processing. The record is from RefSeq and is a predicted model, not a curated record. The coding region runs from base 339 to 3704 and encodes 1121 amino acids. Gene Ontology annotation, cellular component: nucleolus; cytoplasm. Gene Ontology annotation, molecular function: tRNA-specific adenosine deaminase activity; double-stranded RNA adenosine deaminase activity; double-stranded RNA binding. The transcript has 15 exons.